CGACUUCAAGGAAUUGAUUCAGUGAGCAGACAGAGCGCCACACGGAAUUGAUUCAGUGAGCAGACAGAGCGCCUGUCUGUGUGGCGGGAGCGGCACUGCAGAGGAUAUACACAUGCUGCGUGUUGUUUUUCCUUCAGCGCGCCAACACCCCGGGAGAAGUCACAACAAAUAGUCAAAACAAAUACGUUUUAGAUAGUUAUUACAGUAAUAUAAGGGCAUACUCAAGAAAGAUGAGUCACGAAUGAGGUCUGCAGGAUGUCGUUUACGGUAAUCUCCACAUUUUCCUGAUUUUCUGCAUAGGCUACUCUAACCAAGUUUGAAAUGAAAAGAGAGAAGCCUAAUCUACUCACUACGAAUGUUAACUUUCUUUGCGGCCAUCGCUCCUAAUGUGUGUUAUGAAUAAGCCUACGAUGACGAAAAUGCGCGUGUAAUAUGCAGGGGGCUUGCGCGCAAUAAUUAUGUAUUUAUGGAAAUUAGAUAUGCUGCUUGACCUUCAGUUAGUGGUAAUGGUCUUUCCGGACAGAGUCCUACCCUUAUGACCUUACUAAAAUCAGGUUGUCAUGUCACUAGAGUAGAGAGACAGGUGUUGAGGUAGUUCAUCAUCAUCUGGCCAUGAGCAGCCUACCACAGCAGAUCAUGCCCCACCCACGUGCAAUAUUUGGAAAUAUCCACCAAAAAUGAGUAUGUCCACAUUUGUAUUAACUUUGACAUUUUGAACUGUUUGGCCCCAGUCAAUCUUACUGUUAUUGCAGUAGAGUAUUCCAUACUUCUUAUCUUUCUAACCAUAUAACUGGACUUAGUCAUGAUUCCUCAUUAGUAUUAUUUGAUUGACACAUGAUACAAUGUAUUAUUUUGUCUUGUCUGUGUUAGGUUUACCCAGAUUUAUUUGGACCAACGUUGGUGGGUGGGAGCUAGACUGUUAGAGACCACACACAACCAGACCAGAGACUAUACAACCACACCAUACCCAAUGCAAGAGCAUAAUCAAUGUGCAAAGAGCCUCUGUCCAUAUUUAUUGAUAUUGAUUGUGAACAGGAAGAGCCUGACUGCAACUCAUUUGAAAUGGUUAUGUCUAUAACCUCAAUUGUCUGAUCAAUACUAAACAAAUUGCAUGCCAAAUUUGGAAUUCUGAGAUGAUACUGUCGAUCUGUUGUCUUUUAGUCUGGUUAUAGGUCUGUUAUCUGACACUAAUGUCAAGUCGAUGUUGUAUCGUGUGUUUGCAGAAGGAGACGCCCCUGGCUAACGCCGUGUUUUGGGCAGCUCGUAAGGGGAAUUUGGCCCUGCUUCAAUUACUGCUCAACAGUGGCCGUGUGGAUGUCGACUGCGGAGACAGUGUACGGACGCUGCAUGCCCUGGUGGCUCAGCUGCACGCUUUACCCAUAAACCACCUGUGGUAGGAGAGAAAGAGAGAGCUACAACCCUUCUGUCUGUCUCUCUGUGUGUGUGGAUGUACAGUCGUGGUCGAAAGUUUUGAGAAUUACACAAAUAUUAAUUUUCACAAAGUCUGCUGCCUCAGUUUUUAUGAUGGCAAUUUGCAUAUAUUUUUUAACAUUUUAGUCAUUUAGCAGACGCUCUUAUCCAGAGCGACUUACAGUUUAGUGAAUACAUAUUUAUUUUUUAUACUGGCCCCCCGUGGGAAUCGAACCCACAACCCUGGCGUUGCAAACGCCAUGCUCUAUCAACUGAGCUACAUCCCUGCCGGCCAUUCCCUCCCCUACCCUGGACGACGCUGGGCCAAUUGUGCACCGCCCAUGAGACUCCCGGUCGCGGCCGGCUGCGACAGAGCCUGGAUUCGAACCAGGAUCUCUAGUGGCACAGUUAGCACUGCGAUGCAGUGCCUUAGACCACUGCGCCACUACAAACAUAUACUCCAGAAUGUUAUGAAGAGUGAUCAGAUGAAUUGCAAUUAAUUGCAAAGUCCCUCUUUGCCAUGAAAAUGAACUUAAUCCCCCAAAUACAUUUCCACUGCAUUUCAGCCCUGCCACAAAAUGACCAGCUGACAUCAUGUCAGUGAUUCUCUCGUUAACACAGGUGAGAGUCUUAACGAGGACAAGGCUGGAGAUCACUCUGUCAUGCUGAUUGAGUUAGAAUAACAGACUGGAAACUUUAAAAGGAGGGAUGUGCUUGAAAUAAUUGUUCUUCCUCUGUUAACCAUGGUUACCUGCAAGGAAACACAUGCCGUCAUCAUUGCUUUGCACAAAAAGGGAAGGAUAUUGCUUGUAGUAAGAUUGCACCUAAAUCAACCAUUUAUCGGAUCAUCAAGAACUUCAAGGGUUGAGUUUCAAUUCCAAGAAAGUCCAGCAAGCGCCAGGACCUACUCCUAAAGUUGAUUCAGCUGCGGGAUCGGGGCACCACCAGUGCAGAGCUUGCUCAGGAAUGGCAGCAGGCAGGUGUGAGUGCAUCUGCACGCACAGUGAGGAGAAGACUUUCGGAGGAUGGCCUGGUGUCAAGAAGGGCAGCGAGGAAGCCACUUCUCUCCAGGAAAAACAUCAGGGACAGACUGAUAUUGUGCAAAAGGUACAGGGAUUGGACUGCUGAGGACUGGGGUAAAGUCAUUUUCUCUGAUGAAUCCCCUUUCCGAUUGUUUGGGGAAUCCGGAAAAAGCUUGUCCGGAGAAGACAAGGUGAGCGCUACCAUCAGUCCUGUGUCAUGCCAACAGUAAAGCAUCCUGAGACCAUUCAUGUGUGGGGUUGCUUCUCAGCCAAGGGAGUGGGCUCACUCACAAUUUUGCCUAAGAACACAGCCAUGAAUAAAGAAUGGUACCAACACAUCCUCAGAGAGCAACUUCUCCCAACCAUCCAAGAACAGUUUGGUGAUGAACAAUGCCUUUUCCAGCAUGAUGGAGCACUUUGCCAUAAGGCAAAAGUGAUAACUAAGUGGCUCUGGGAACAAAACAUCGACAUUUUGGGUCCAUGGCCAGGAAACUCCCCAGACCUUAAUCCCAUUGAGAACUUGUGGUCAAUCCUCAAGAGGUGGGUGGACAAACAAAAACCCACAAAUUCUAACAAACUCCAAGCAUUGAUUAUGCAAGAAUGGGCUGCCAUCAGUCAGGAUGUGGCCCAGAAGUUAAUUGACAGCAUGCCAGGGCGGAUUGCAGAGGUCUUGAAAAAGAUGGGUCAACACUGCAAAUAUUGACUCUUUGCAUAAACUUAAUGUAAUUGUCAAUAAAAGCCUUUGACACUUAUGGAAUGCUUGUAAUUAUACUUCAGUAUACCAUAGUAACAUCUGACAGAAAUAUCUAAAAACACUGAAGCAGCAAACUUUGUGAAGACCAAUACUUGUGUCAUUCUCAAAACUUUUGACCACGACUGUAUAUAUGUCUUAAUAAUGUUUUUGUAAGUCCACUCAUGUGCUUGCAGUUUCCAUGUGUGUCACAUCUAAUUGUUUAUUGUUUGUGGUAUUUGAAAUGUAAUGUUUUGUUCAGCUACGUUUCAGCAACUUUCUCUAGAGAUUAUGGCAUGUGAAUGAUUGGAAGGAGCAUCAGGCAAGAAGUGUUAUUUUGGAGGGGUGUGUGUGCAAUUAGAUUGUCUGGAGGAGAACCAAAACACUUCCAACACUUUAAAAAACAUGUACACCUCCAUGUUUCUAUCCUGUGCUAUCCUAAUGACAUGUAAAAAAGGAUCUGACUGGACUUAAGGACUGAGGUGUUGAUUGAUUGGGAUGCCUUGAUCUCUUUCCAGUUUGGCACCACAGCCCUGAUGGUGGCGUCCUACAGCGGCAACUAUGACUGUGCCAGGGAGCUGAUCAUGCAGGGAGCUGACAUUAACCUGCAGAGAGAGGUACGGUAGAUGACCACUUUACUACACCUUGCUGUCAUUGUAAGACUUACCUCGGUUUUAGUGCUGCUCGUUGAUAAACACUUUUCCAUAGAGUACAGUACGGUGACUGAAACGGUCGUUGCAUUAUUGAUGUUGCUUUGAGACAAAUGUGGUCAAAGUAGAAAACAAUAAGUAGUAAAGAUGUUUGAAGCAUUGAGAAAAUGUGUACCGGUAUGUCCAUUUAAGGUCUUUCUGACAUUUAAUGUGUGUUUCUACCCUCAGACAGGCUCCACUGCCCUCUUCUUCGCUUCCCAGCAGGGACACAGUGAAGUAGUGAAGCUCCUCUUUGAAUUUGGUGGCUCAACUGAAUUCCAGACAAAGGUAUGCUGUGUCACCUACUUGGAGACAGUGAGAGAGAGUCAGAGGACAUCAGGGGGAGACAGACAGAAUAUGCUGACAGCAGUGAUCCAGAGUGUUUGAUGCCUGCUGUGUAAAGUCAUAUUCCAUUGGCCAGUCACUCCAGGAUAUGUGGCUAAUCUGUAUUCUCAUGGUUUGGCAGGACGGUGGCACAGCCCUCUCUGCAGCCUGUCAGUAUGGCCACUCUAAGGUGGUGGACACUCUGCUAAAGAACGGAGCCAAUGUUCAUGACCAGCUGCAUGUGAGCAUCCCUAACACCUAUCUCACACACACUGUCUGUUCUUUUCCACCCUCCUGCUGCCCUGCAGAACCCCACUGACAAUGUCCACUGCUGUAGUCCACAAAACAACAAAAUGACACUGGCAAACCCUCUCAUGUUACCGCUGAGUCAGACAUGAGAUGCAUUUUGUUUUAUGCACUGUUAGGGCUGGGCGAUAUAGUCAAAAUUUCACAUCACAAUAUUUUCUAAAUGUUUGAUGGUAUUUGAGGUUACAUUUAGCUAGCUAGCUAGCUGGCUAGUAAGCCAGCUAAUUAGCGAUUAGCAUUAGUGGCUAACACAAUUUAUUUUAGCCACAACUUGCAAAGAAAAUACGAACUAGCUGUUUGCAGACAGUAAGAUACACAAACUAACAGUGUAAUUAUAGAACACUUGUGGAUUUAUACUAAGAAGUGGAAAGCAGCAUCAUUGUCACCAACAUCUUGUUGCAUCUGCAACAUUGACCAUGCAGACUGUCACUGUAAGUGCAAGUGGUUGUGGCCAGUGUUGCCAACUUAGCAACUUUGUCGCUAUAUUUAGCGAGUUUUCAGACCCCUCUAGCAACACAUUUUCAAAAAAGCGACUAGCGACAAAUCCAGCUACUUUUUCUGGUGUUAUUGGAGACUUUUGGAGACUCUGACGUGAAAGCACAUAUCAUUCUUACUCUUCUCAACGAGCAGCGGGUGCUUUGUUACCCCCAUCCCAAAGCACUCACUGGCGGCCCAGUUCUCGCGCAGCAGUCGCUCCCAGCUGCAGUCAGAGCAGAAGAUGUCCAAACUGCAAAUGAAUUGCGCAUGUGGGAAGCCGCUGCUGGCUGAUCCCGCCCUUGUAAAUGUAUGGUGUUCUUUACUCACUUUUUGUCUCUCCCACGACGUUAUUCAUCUCUCCUACAGCGUCCAUCCCAAUGACAUGCACAUGGCCAAUUAUGCAAAUUAGGUGAUGAUGUCAUUUAGUGACUUAUAGGACAGCCAAUAGCUACUUUCCUUACUGAGGAGUUGGCAACACUGGUUGUGGCUCAAGGUUGAGUGACAGGGGGCAGGGCUUGGUGUGUGUACAUUUGCUCUCCUUGAGUGACAGGGGGUGGGGCUUGGUGUGUGUGGAAGGAGAGAGGGAGAGAGAAGACUCAAGUAGCAAAACGGAGUACACUAUAAAAACUGAUAUUACACACGGCAUAGUGGCGUAUCACAUUUAACAAAUACCGUUAUACAAGGUAAAGUCAAAACCCAAACCGGUCCAUGCAUCAAUACCGGUAUAUAGUAAACUACGGUACACCGGCCAGCCCUAUGCACUGCAUAGAAGUGUUAAGUUGCAUCAAUUCAAAUCUGGUAUUAGGAACAAAAGAGGUCAAUACACGUCUUCUAAAUAGACUAGUAUUUUAAUUAAUGCAAAACCUUCAAUGGUAAAUAUGACGUUCGUAUAUACGGGCUCCCUGAAAUACCUCGCAGGGCAGACAGAGAACUAAUCCAUUGUUUCAGAUUGUUCUUCAAAUACUCUUGACAGUUCUCAGUUCCCGCUCUCUACUGGCCAAUCAGAGUAGACGCUGAGCGUGGUUUAGACUUACUCAGCCAAUCCGUUGGCGCACAGGCUAGUCCCAGGCCCUUGGCGCAUCCCUGUUACCAGGCAUACGUUUUUAUCAUAACAACCUGUCAUGGUGAGAAGAGCCAGCUCCCCUAGACACCAUUCCUACGUCCAAGGAUGGUUCACAGACAACGGUUCACAGACAACAAAGAGGCAGUGUUCGUAUCUGUAAGAAAUACAAGUCUUAUCUGUCCUUCCCCCUAACGUUCUUACAUGAAUCACAGCCUGUUAUGUGAAACAAUUUAUAUCAGUAUAGUACAAACCUAUGCUUAUCAUUAAUGCAUUCCUUCUAAGCUAUUCAUCCCAUACAGAUCCAAUUAUUAGAAAAUAGAACCCCACAGAAGGAAUUUGACUACUAUGUUAUAUGUUUGUAUGAAAAUAAUAGUAAGGCUUAUAUUCAUUUCAACACAGUAGUGAUUCUCUGCUCACUAUUAGUUCUGAUAUUGCUGAUUGACAAUAGUGUGUUUUGUGCUUCAUCAAAAUAUCAGCCACUGUGUCUCUCCUUUCUAUAAGGCAGAUAGCCCAUCUAUGACCAAGUGUUAUUAGUCGUAUGUAUGGGAUACGCAUGGUAUACAUCGUCCAAUGAAAUGCUUACUUCCAGGUUCCUUCUAGACAAUACAACAACAAUAAGAAAUAAUAAAAUAUAAGAAUACGAACAUAAAGUAAAUGGCAGUAGAAUUUAUAAUAAACAUUUGAGCAUAAGUAUAAUACAGGAAGACACAAUUUAUAGUCAUACAUUGUCAUACAUAGGAUCUGUUGUUACUAUUCAUAGGACAAGCCAUACAGUGCAUCGCUUUGUCAUGCAGUUGUUUUGCUGAUGUGACAUGUUUCUAAUAUCAUGUUUCAGGAUGGUGCCACUCCACUCUUCCUUGCUUCCCAGGAGGGUCAUGUGACUGUCAUACGUCAACUUCUGUCAUCUGGAGCCAAAGUUAACCACCCUAGAGAAGUGAGGCCACACUCCCAUACAAUAAUAGAGGACCUCAAUAGAGGGACUCACAACUUCAUCUCUCCCUCUUCCUCCUUUUAUUUGAUCUCCAUUUCACUUUUCUCCCCUUCUCUUUCUCCUCACCCCCCUCACUCCCCAACCCCACUCUCCAGGAUGGCACAGCCCCCCUGUGGAUGGCAGCCCAGAUGGGACACAUUGAAGUAGUUAAGGUUUUACUUCUGCGUGGUGCAGAUCGGGAUGUUGACAGAAAAGUAUGUUGUCCUUUAGCAACCCUGUCGGUACCCAGUGGGUUGACAAAGACAAGAUGAUUGUCCUCCAUCAUGUGGUCAUCUUUCAAAUCCUCUUUCGGGGCUUACGCAUAUGGAAAAUACAUUUAAAAAAUACAUUAAUAUAUUGAAUCAAAUCAUUUAUUUAAAUGCAUUUCUUUGUGUAAGGCUUAUUAUAUAUUGAAUGGAGUUUUAAAAUGUAAAUGUAUCAUGUUUCUUUUGAUCUCAUUGAAGGAUGGGUCAACUGCAUUAUUCAAGGCAGCUUUCAAAGGACACAACAGUGUCAUUGAGGAGCUCCUCAAGUUCUCCCCUUCAAUGGGCCUUCUCAAGGUAAGAUAGAUAGACAGUGAUGCUUUCUCUUUGUCGUCUCCUGACUCUGGCCAUGAGUAUUUUUAUUCAAAAGUAUAUUGUGAAACAUUUGCAGUAUUUUAGUGAUAAGAAACCGCUGUUAGUUACAAGUGUCUUAACUGUUACAUUUUUCCAGAAUGGUUCCACAGCCCUCCACGCUGCUGUCAUGGGUGGCAAUCAUAAAAGUGUAAACCUUCUGCUCGGGGAAAAUGCAGACCCCACACUACCCAACAAGGUAAAUCACUGUAGUGUGAACUAGGGGUAAGAAGGAAAGCAGAGGAGAAGGAUGCAUUUCAGGACAUCUUUCAGGAGGAUCAUUUUGUCAUGACUGGUUAUGUUUUCUUUGCAGAACAAUGAACUGCCAGCAGAUCUUACAAAGAGCGAUCGCAUCCUGAGGGCUCUGCGACCGCAAAUCUUAAAUGGAAGUAGUUGAUGACAACCCUAGUUGUCCAUGGUUAGACCAUGACUGCAAACCUUAGACUAUGGUUGUUUUAUGGAGAGAAAUGCACUGAGGGCUCCGAACAACAGAAAACAAACCAACAGGAUUCAGUCACACUCAACAACAAUAUUAAUAUGGUGCUUGCUUUCAAUUGCAGCUUCAGACAAUGUUAUUUGGAGUAACCAUAACUGGACAUAGCUAAGAGAAUGGUUCAAUAUGUAGCCUACUACAAAAAUGCAUCCGUUUGUGGCAAUAGUUAUUUUGCCAUGUGCAUCCUUACCUUUAAGGUGUUGUUAUAACUUUGCUGUAUAGUUUCUGUUUCUAUAAUGUUUUAUCCCUGGUGCUGUAAUAUUUCUAAAUAUUUUGCUUUUUUUUUCUGCCAUUUUAAUAAAUGUAAACUGUAAAUUUGUUAAAUAAAAUAUGUGAAAUAACUCAUAUUUUG
Molecule: messenger RNA, 8450 nt
Organism: Coregonus sp. 'balchen'
Lineage: Eukaryota; Metazoa; Chordata; Actinopteri; Salmoniformes; Salmonidae
Source: the annotation of a GenBank genome assembly